Messenger RNA from Colletotrichum orchidophilum, 1167 nucleotides. RefSeq names its product macrophage migration inhibitory factor. Bases 1 to 1167 code for a protein of 388 amino acids. Gene Ontology annotation, molecular function: phenylpyruvate tautomerase activity. The record is from RefSeq and is a predicted model, not a curated record. NCBI's taxonomy places the organism in Eukaryota, Fungi, Ascomycota, Sordariomycetes, Glomerellales, Glomerellaceae. The transcript is spliced from 3 exons.
AUGGCCGACCCUAUCUCCCCGCCUUCUUCUCCCCCCUCGGAUUCUGUCACCCCUAGCACGACCAACGAGAAGAUUCACUCUCAUCCUCCCGUCACCCCCGAGAACAAACGUCUUUCGCAGGUUGGUGGUCUAUCCUUCGCUGAGAGAAGGAUGAGUCGUCGUCCCUCCACCGCACCCACUCCUAUUGUCGAGGGGGAUGGUCUUACCAGAGACGUCAUUCACUCUCUGCCCGGCGACACUCGCAACAACAAUAGAAAAUCCAAGACACAGGCCGAUAUGGCUAAACGUCGCAGCUCUUAUUAUGAGGAGGCUUUCCAGGGCGACAGGGAGUCUAAUAUGAUCAAGGACCGCGCCCACGCGGAGGCCAUUGUGAUGGCAGAGCUCCGCACCAACGUCAUUAUCAAUGACGAAUUCAGCUUUAUCACGGACUUUUCAUAUCAGCUGUCGGUUAGGUACCAGCGGCCGGUAACUUCGAUCGUGGUCAACCUGCAACAUGGUGCUUGCAUGCUCUUUGGAGGCACCUUUGAACCGGCCUACACGAUGUCGAUCCACGCACUACCACUCGAGGUUGGAGUGACCAAAAACAAGAGAAACACGGCUCUGCUCCAGAAGCAUCUCCACGAAGCUCUUGGUGUUGCGCCCGUUCGUGGAUUCGUCAAGUUUGUCGAAGUCCCGGCAGAAAACAUGGCGGUCAACAGCAAGACUACUGCGUCUCAUAUUGCGGAGAUGACCGGCGAGGAAGAAGAGACCAUUGCCGAACGUCGUGGUCGUAAUCGUAAGAGUAUCAGCGGCAAGUCCAUGUCAGCUCUGCGCCAUGGCUCCAUUGUUGGAGGCAGGAAGGGCUCUGUCUUUGAUUUUAGAAGGGAAUCUGUUGCACCUCGAAAAGAUUCAGUCAUGCCUCCUCCCACCGAGCUCACUCCUCCGCACAGCGCAACCGAUGCGCCCCCAAUUCCUCCCAUUCCUGAGGCUCACACAAACAACACCACGGCCGCGGUUCCUGAUGAAAAGGCCGAUGCUCCUAUCAAGGAAGUCGAGAAGGCUCCCACGAACACUCAAGCACCUGCCAAGAAGUCAAAGGUGACAAAGCGCAAGAGCAGCUUCGUUUCUUCACUGUUUUCUCGCUCUCCCAGGAACACGCCCGCUCCUAUGCCUACCGUAGCAUCGUGA